Molecule: messenger RNA, 1605 nt
Organism: Salvelinus namaycush (lake trout)
Lineage: Eukaryota; Metazoa; Chordata; Actinopteri; Salmoniformes; Salmonidae
Product: inosine-5'-monophosphate dehydrogenase 1a-like
Exons: 15
Coding region: 61-1605 (514 amino acids)
Biological process (GO): GTP biosynthetic process
Cellular component (GO): cytoplasm
Molecular function (GO): IMP dehydrogenase activity
Source: RefSeq, a predicted model, not a curated record
GAGACGGCCGCACAGAGAUACAGCGCCACACGCAUCCAAGCCGGAUAUGAACCUGAGAGCAUGGCUGACUAUCUGAUCAGUGGAGGGACAGGGUACGUGCCUGAAGAUGGACUCACGGCUCAGCAGCUCUUCUCUAUCGGGGACGGACUCACAUACAAUGAUUUCCUGAUUCUUCCUGGUUUCAUAGACUUUAACUCUGAUGAAGUGGACCUGACUUCAGCUCUGACCAGGAAGAUCACCCUGAAGACUCCUCUAAUCUCGUCUCCCAUGGAUACAGUCACUGAGUCCUCCAUGGCCAUCGCUAUGGCUCUCAUGGGCGGGAUCGGGAUCAUGCACCAUAACUGUACUCCAGAGUUCCAAGCCAACGAGGUCCGCUUGGUCAAGAAAUUUGAGCAGGGUUUCAUCACAGACCCGGUGGUAAUGAGUCCUCACCACACGGUGGGAGACGUGUUCGAAGCCAAGGUCCGCCACGGCUUCUCUGGCAUCCCCGUCACAGAGACGGGAAAGAUGGGAAGCAAGCUGGUGGGUAUCGUCACUUCCCGAGACAUCGACUUCCUUUCCGAGAAAGACCAUGACAGACCCCUGGAAGAGGCCAUGACAAAGAGGGAAGAUUUAGUGGUUGCACCAGCUGGUGUAACACUGAAAGAAGCCAACGAUAUCCUGCAGCGCAGCAAGAAAGGUAAGCUGCCCAUAGUGAAUGACAGUGAUGAGCUGGUGGCCAUCAUAGCGAGGACAGACCUGAAGAAGAACAGAGACAACCCUCUGGCCUCUAAAGACUCCAGGAAGCAGCUGUUGUGUGGUGCUGCCAUUGGAACCAGAGAGGAGGACAAGUACAGACUGGACCUGCUGAUGCAGGCUGGUGUCGACAUGGUGGUGCUGGACUCCUCCCAGGGGAACUCUGUCUAUCAGAUCAACAUGAUCAACUACAUCAAACAGAAAUACCCUGAACUGCAGGUGGUGGGAGGAAACGUGGUGACUGCAGCACAGGCUAAGAAUCUGAUAGAUGCAGGUGUGGAUGCUCUGAGGGUGGGGAUGGGCUGUGGCUCCAUCUGUAUCACCCAGGAAGUGAUGGCAUGUGGGCGUCCCCAGGGUACAUCAGUGUACAAGGUGGCAGAGUAUGCCAGGCGUUUCGGUGUGCCUGUCAUCGCAGACGGAGGCAUCCAGACCGUUGGACAUGUGGUCAAAGCUCUCGCUCUCGGGGCAUCCACAGUGAUGAUGGGGUCAUUGCUCGCGGCUACCACGGAGGCCCCGGGGGAGUAUUUCUUCUCAGACGGCGUGCGACUAAAGAAGUAUCGCGGGAUGGGCUCCCUUGACGCCAUGGAGAAGAACAGCAGCAGCCAGAAACGCUACUUCAGUGAGGGGGACAAGGUGAAGGUGGCUCAGGGUGUGUCAGGGUCGGUCCAGGAUAAAGGCUCUAUCCAUAAAUUUGCCCCCUACCUCAUCGCUGGCAUACAACAUGGCUGCCAAGACAUCGGAGCCAAGAGCCUCUGCAUACUGCGGUCCAUGAUGUACUCUGGGGAGUUGAAGUUUGAGAAGAGGACCAUGUCAGCUCAGGUUGAGGGGGGAGUACAUGGGCUGCACUCUUAUGAGAAGCGGCUAUACUGA